Molecule: messenger RNA, 357 nt
Organism: Zingiber officinale
Lineage: Eukaryota; Viridiplantae; Streptophyta; Magnoliopsida; Zingiberales; Zingiberaceae
Product: glucan endo-1,3-beta-D-glucosidase-like
Exons: 3
Coding region: 1-357 (118 amino acids)
Source: RefSeq, a predicted model, not a curated record
AUGACGAACGUAGUGAGGAAGGCCAUAAGUCUACUUCUUUUAUCUUGGUUCCUCCUCCCGUGCCUAACGAAUGGCUGGGCAGCAUUGGCGGCGAGAUCGUGGUGCCUGUCCAUGCCUGGAACGACAACAGAGAAACUCGUGGCGAACAUCAACUAUGCUUGCGGGAGCGGCUUAGCAGAUUGUAGAGCGAUACAGGAAGGCGGCCCGUGCUACUCCACGGACAUCAUCAAAGUGGCAAACUACGCCAUGAACGUUUAUUACUACAGCGCCGGGCAUGAGGACUUCAACUGCUACUUCGAUGGUUCCGGUCGCAUAGUCUACGACGACCCUAGUUAUGAGGGCUGCGUAUAUCCUUAA